Messenger RNA from Drosophila willistoni, 892 nucleotides. RefSeq lists its product as uncharacterized. The coding region runs from base 1 to 873 and encodes 290 amino acids. The transcript has a single exon. The record is from RefSeq and is a predicted model, not a curated record. Lineage: Eukaryota; Metazoa; Arthropoda; Insecta; Diptera; Drosophilidae.
AUGUUGAAGGAACUGGCAAUAUACAUUUGUAUCCUGGUUGUGAUAUGCCAAGGAAGAACUUUACCCACAGAGAUAACCACAACGGCAACAAUUGCCGAGGGGGCGGAGACAACUGAAGCGUCAACUGAAGAGUCAAGCACUUUGGCCAGCCUCGCAGUUAGUCGCGAUGAAGAGGCUAGCAUAUUGAUUGAUCCUGCCCAAGGCUCUACGGCUCUUCAACAGCUGGAUGAUAAAUCGCAACAAAAGUCCGCUAAGCUGUUACUUUUGAGUGCCCCACCCAAAAGGCAUCCAGUGGAAAUGGAACAACAAUUCGAAGAGCAGGACGAAGUCCAGGAUAAUCCAACGGCAGCUGCAUCUGCCACAAACGAUGAGGCGGCAACAACACCAACAACAACUCAAGCCAGCCUAGAGGUAGAGAUGGAUACAACCACCAACGCCACCCAUGAGGAUAAUAUGGAUGCAACGACUACAGCAACAACAGCAACUACAACUGAGGCCAUUACAAAGCUGUUUGCCAUUAAUGCUACUGUCGCCUCUAUGGAUGCUCCACCACCCAGUGUAGCGGUUGCUUUGGCAAUGGACAAUUCUACCGUUUCAAUUGUCGAACAGCCGCAGGAAGCUGGCAAUAACAAUGCAGCCAUCGAGUUGGCCCUUGUUGAGCCCGAAGCGGAAUAUGUCCUUGUCUCCGACGACGACGACAACGACAACGAUGAACAUCAUCAUGAACUUGGCGAAUUUGGUGAACUGCAAUUGGGCAGCUUUACGCACAUUGACAGCGAUGUUCACUUGCAACCAGUUGUACAUUCUGUGGAAAUUGUGCCCACCAGCUUCGAUGAUCCUUUGAUUGUCAAUUAUGUGCACAAUUUGCGUUGAGAGUUGGGCGCGAAAGAGU